Salmo salar (Atlantic salmon) is the source of this 1767-nucleotide messenger RNA. Its product is annotated as sterile alpha motif domain-containing protein 10. Gene Ontology annotation, cellular component: cytoplasmic side of plasma membrane. Gene Ontology annotation, molecular function: protein binding. The record is from RefSeq and is a predicted model, not a curated record. Gene Ontology annotation, biological process: cell surface receptor protein tyrosine kinase signaling pathway. NCBI's taxonomy places the organism in Eukaryota, Metazoa, Chordata, Actinopteri, Salmoniformes, Salmonidae.
CUCUGGCUCCAUUGGGCAGGGGGAGUCCUUAUGCUGAAUGUUCUCGAUUUUAUUUCUUGGGCUGGCUUUUCAUCAGCCCGUUUUCAGUAGCUCUCCACUGGCUGCGCUAAUUACAGGGCUCCUGGCAGCACUUUGAGUCAGCUCAUUCUGGCUCUUGAGAAAAAGCAGUGCGCCUGAUUCUCACGACUAGAUAAACCUCACGCAUAUAGUUCCGCACUGACAGAACCAGUCAGCCAACUUCAUUGGGACAUUCCGCAUCGAAAGAGACAUAACGUCACCCGGGACAAAACACUAUGAGCAGCACCAUCUGAUUAGAGGUUGCUCAAGAGCGCAUCCCUAUUAUGGAUGUUUUUAAACUUUUUUUUUUACUUAGGCUACAGUCAUGCUUCGUGUCAAUUUAGGCAGUUGGUAGCCUGUACCAUGUGGUUAUUCCUCACCUCACCACUGCAUAUAACCGGGGAACUCACGAUAUAGUUGUUCACUGGCAGUGGCACCUGUGCGACGGUAAAGAGGAGCUAACUUGCGCUUCUGCAGUUCAAGUAGGCUAUAAUUGGUUGUCCGUACUGUCAAGUUUGGCGGAAAGGACUAUGCUGUAGCAGAACGGAGAGGUGAGGAGAACGCAAACGGGGGAUUACCGGUCAGUCAGCGGUUACCGGAGAGGAUGGUAUACUUUUACUAGUGCAUUCACGGGAAAGGAAAGGAGACACGCCAUGGCUGUGGACGCAGCCUCCAGUUUCAGUUUCUGCCGGCCUGCUGUGGAGUAUAGGGCACUGCCUGAGGACUUCAAGCACCUGAGUCGACAGACGGGAGGGAACCCGACCUGGCAUGACGGGCGUGGUCAGAAAACAGCAGGGGGCCGGACAGUGAAGCUGCUCCAACAGCCUGGGACAGAAAGCUACCAGCAUCGUUCAGGUGACUCCUAUGGAAUCUACCACACCAGCCCCACCCAGUCCAGUCUGAUCCAACCUGUGGUGUUAUGGACUCAGCAGGACGUCUGCCGAUGGUUGAAGAAACACUGUCCUCACAACUACCUGACCUACGUAGAAGCCUUCUCUCAUCACGCCAUCACAGGCCGUGCUCUGUUGCGUCUGAAUGGAGAUAAGUUGGAGAGGAUGGGCUUGGUGCAGGAGUUGCUGAGGCAGGAGCUCCUACAUCAGGUGCUUCAACUGCAGGUGCAAGAGGAGGAACGUCAUUUGCAGCUCCUUAGCAGAGGUGGCUCUUUUGGGAACCUGUCGUAACAUGGAUAUUAUUUUCCUAACUGGGCUGUUUACACUGAACACUGGAAAAAUGUAUUCAACGGUGUGCAUGCAGGGAGACUACUGUAUAAUGGUCAGAAUUCAUAUGAACCACAUGGAAACCAUGAACUUUAAAGAGGACACAUGGGAUGAUCACAUGCAGCAUCAAACUUGGAUGGGACAAUCAAUAGAGCACAGCCCCAAGUUUACAAAUGUGGGUAUCUGUUUUCCAUCAACCAAAUCUGUCUGGACUGAAGUCUAUAAUCAUGAUUAUAGACUCUGUCAGGAUUGGUUGUGUCUUGUAGCCCAUUUGUAUGUUAUUCUAUGUUUUACCCUAACAGUUGCAAGGUUGUGAAUGAUUCCUUUUUGUCUCACUGUUUCUUUAGAAGUAUGCUAUAGAUCCAGUGUCUAAUUGUGAAUACACUCUAAUCUGGAUUUUCAAAUGGGUUUAUUUGAAAAGAUUUUUGUGAGAUGCAUUUUUGGGAAAAGGCUCCUUAUUUCUGACAAAUAAAAUGUAUUUUACAUUGGUUUA